AUGCCUCGGACGCUGUUGGUGUUGUGUGUGAUAUUUAUCAUCAAAAACUGUUACUCUCAAAACCAAAAUAAUUUUCGAAGUGGACCAAAUUCAAAUUCUAACAAUGGAAAAGGAAAUAAUUUUGGACCAGGUGCUCAAGUAAGAAAUAGCCCAACAAGGCAAGGAAAUAACAAUGCAAAACUGUCUGCGCAACAAUUAGGAAUGUUUAAUGCACAAAACAGUGGAAAUACUGGCGAUCAUCCUGGAAACCAACAAGCUCAGCAACCAAGGGGUAACAAAAAUAAUGGACCAAUGUCGACUCCAUUUCAAAACAACGGACCUCCCAACCAGUCUCCAAAUCAAAUAAACAUUGAAAGUUUAAAACUUCAUUUACGUAAAGCUCAAAAUAUGCAACAAAAUUCAGGACGAAAUUCUAAAAUGAAUCAGCCGAAUGGACCCAAUGGAGGCUUUAACCAAAUGAAUCAGCCGAAUGGACCCAAUGGAGGCUUUAACCAAAUGAAUCAGCCGAAUGGACCCAAUGGAAGCGCUAACCAAAUGAAUCAGCCCAAUGGACCCAAUCGAGGCUUUAACCAAAUGAUUAAGCCCAAUGGACCCAAUCAAGGAGCUAAUCAAAUGAAUCAGCCCAAUCAAGGCGCUAACCAAAUGAAUCAGCCCAAUGGACCCAAUCGAGGCUUUAACCAAAUGAUUAAGCCCAAUGGACCCAAUCAAGGAGCUAAUCAAAUGAAUCAGCCCAAUCAAGGCGCUAACCUAAUGAAUCAGCCCAACGGACCCAAUCGAGGCUUUAACCAAAUGAAUCAGCCCAAUGGACCCAACCAAGGCGCUAACCAAAUGAAUCAGCCCAAUCAAGGCUCUAACCAAAUGAAUCAGCCCAACGGACCCAAUCGAGGCUUUAACCAAAUGAAUCAGCCCAAUGGACCCAACCAAGGCGCUAACCAAAUGAAUCAGCCCAAUCAAGGCUCUAACCAAAUGAAUCAGCCCAAUGGACCCAAUCAAGGUGCUAAUCAAAUGAAUCAGCCCAAUGGACCCAAUCGAGGAUUUAACCAAAUGAAUCAGCCCAAUAGACCCAAUCGAGGCUUUAACCAAAUGAAUCAGCCCAAUGGACCCAAUCAAGGCUUUAACCAAAUGAAUCAGCCCAAUGGACCCAAUCUAGGCUUUAACCAAAUGAAUCAGCCCAAUGGACCCAAUGGAGGAUUUAACCAAAUAAAUCAGCCCAAUGGACCCAAUGGAGGCGCUAACCAAAUGAAUCAGCCCAAUGGACCCAAUCGAGGCUUUAACCAAAUGAAUCAGCCCAAUGGACCCAAUCGAGGCGCUAAUCAAAUGAAUCAACCCAAUGGACCCAAUCGAGGCUCUAAUCAAAUGAAUCAGCCCAAUGGACCCAAUCGAGGCUCUAAUCAAAUGAAUCAGCCCAAUGGAUCCAAUCGAGGCUCUAAUCAAAUGAAUCAGCCCAAUGGACCCAAUCGAGGCUCUAAUCAAAUGAAUCAGCCCAAUGGACCCAAUCGAGGCUCUAAUCAAAUGAACCAGGCAAAUGGACCCAAUCGAGGCCUAAACAAUGGGAAUGUCAAUAGUUUCAGUGAGCCCACGGUAUCACAGAAUACUGGAAACGGAAAUGCGAAUAUGAAAAGAAACUUCAGAAACAUGAAAUCGUCUUUCCAAUUCCGUGCCAAUCAAAGGAAUUCAAUUCCAAAUAAUAAUCAAUCACAACAAACCAUGCUAAAAAAUACAACGAAUCGUAAUGCAGCAAACAAAAAGAAAAGUAACAAAGGAAAUAAGAAAAACAUGAAGAAAUCACGUUCAAACAGCGGGAAGAAGAUGACCAAGAAACAGACACAAACAAAUCCAAACAGCGGAAUGAACUCAACGCCAAAGAAAAUAUCCCCAAGAAAAUUCUACUGGAAAACUAUCUUCCCAAGCGGCACUGCGUCAGAAGAAAGCGCUGAAGUAUUGUAUAGCACUAAACUGGUUCUCAUCACUUCAGAGAAUGCACCGACUAUUGACGAAUUCAACAAAGGAGGCAUUCUAAUGGAUUUUAGGAGAGGAAUGAUGGCCAUUCGGAUGGAUGUGAUUCCAGGCACAAACUUCCCGGGAAUGCCGUUUAAUGGACAAAGAGCAUGUUUCCUUAUGAAAAAUAUAACAACAUUUGAUCAGACUGUAAAAGAACUACACAACAGAGGGAAGACAAAGAGAAAUCUGGAGCUUGGAGAGAUGAUGCACAUGGUUGCAACAGUAAAACAACGGUUAGAUGGACCUAGCGUCCGCAAAAGGGGCGGGGUCUUCGUCACCAGGUACUGUCAGGACGCCAUCAACAGCAAUAACGUGUAUCUUUUAUUACCAGAGGCAGCGGUAGAGAUGAAUCCGAAGACAUUCCAGGUGUCAGGUCUUGUCCAUGCAAUGGAGCCACUGUACCCCAUCCCUGUCAAUAUCGGUGUGGAGCUGACGAUAGAUUUUGGACCUCCACCAACCAUGACACCUGCCAUGAACUUUAACCCUUCUACAUCCGGGUGGGGUAGCGGAUGGGGGAACAAUGGCGGUUGGGGUUAA
Messenger RNA from Ostrea edulis (European flat oyster), 2538 nucleotides. Its product is annotated as GATA zinc finger domain-containing protein 14-like. NCBI's taxonomy places the organism in Eukaryota, Metazoa, Mollusca, Bivalvia, Ostreida, Ostreidae. The record is from RefSeq and is a predicted model, not a curated record. The transcript is spliced from 5 exons. Bases 1 to 2538 code for a protein of 845 amino acids.